Messenger RNA from Cryptotermes secundus, 2462 nucleotides. It is a transcript of the gene path, whose product is annotated as proton-coupled amino acid transporter-like protein pathetic. The record is from RefSeq and is a predicted model, not a curated record. Lineage: Eukaryota; Metazoa; Arthropoda; Insecta; Blattodea; Kalotermitidae. Gene Ontology annotation, cellular component: vacuolar membrane. Gene Ontology annotation, biological process: amino acid transmembrane transport. The transcript has 10 exons. The coding region runs from base 210 to 1664 and encodes 484 amino acids. Gene Ontology annotation, molecular function: amino acid transmembrane transporter activity.
UUCGUCUGUUGGCGCUGGUGGAAGCAAGGAGCGUCCGUGGACUGCGGAAUCGCCACAUGUCCACGCCUUCAAGAGCAACAGCUACCAGGUGACGACACGAGAGCAUAGUUCAACUCCCUUGUGUGUUUGUGUGUGUCCUGUAUUCAUUUCUUCUGGACGUCUUCGUGCAGUGACCACAUAUUCCUAUCAGCGCAACUGACACAUCCAGCAUGUCAUUAGAGAAAGUGGACUCGAACUCAAUGCCUCAGGCUACAGAACUGGAUGUCUUCCUUCCGCCAGAUGGCUCCAACAUCAAGGACAACAUCCACAGUGGCAAGUAUAAGGUGAACGUCAAACCGAAGGAUCCAGAAGCGGCCUAUGUCAACCACGAUGGCAAGGACAGUUUCGAUCCUUUCAGAGAAAGGAAGCUGGACCACCCCACCACGGACUGUGACACUCUGACUCACCUGCUGAAGGCGUCCCUGGGUACGGGUAUCCUAGCUAUGCCUGACGCCUUCAAGAACGCCGGCCUUACAGCCGGGGUGAUCGGCACCGUGCUGGUGGCCAUCAUCUGCACGCACUGCGCCUACAUCCUGGUGAAGUGCGCCCACGAGCUGUACUACAGGACCAGGGUGACCGCGAUGAGCUUCGCGGAUGUCGGGGAAGUCGCCUUUGCCAACGGUCCGCCGUGGGCUCGGAAAUUCUCCAAGUUCGCGAGACAGACGAUUCUCGUGAGUCUGUUCCUGACCUACUUCGGCACCUGCAGCGUGUACACCGUCAUCGUGGGCAACAACUUCCAGCAGGUGAUCGAGCAUCAUACGCAAAUAUCCCUAGACCAGAGGGUGUACAUCGCCGCCCUACUCCUACCCCUCAUAUUGUUGGGGUGGGUACCAAACCUCAAGUAUCUGGCUCCAGUCUCCAUGAUCGCCAACCUGUUCAUGGCUGUUGGACUCGGAAUCACCAUCUACUACCUGGUCCAGGACAUACCCGAUGCUUCUACGCUCCCUCAGUUCAAUGCCUCCUUGAACACUAUUCCGCAGUUCUUCAGCAUCGUCAUAUUCGCCAUGGAAGCAAUUGGAGUGGUGAUGCCUCUGGAAAACAACAUGAAGUCGCCACGACAUUUUCUCGGUUUGGGAGGAGUUCUCAACCAAGGGAUGGCCGGUGUGACACUGAUCUACAUUUUGUUGGGUUUCCUCGGGUACCUGAAGUACGGAGACAAAACUGAAGGCAGCAUCACGCUGAAUCUUCCUCUGGAUGAAAUACCUGCCCAGUCGGUGAAGAUCCUCAUUGCUUUAGCUGUGUACUGCACGUACGGUCUGCAGUUCUACGUGUGCCUUGAAAUCGGCUGGAAUGGAAUUAAGAACACUUUCACCAAGCGACCCGUUGUGUCAGAAUAUGCCAUGCGGACAUUCCUAGUUAUCUUAACAAUUGUGCUGGCGGUAGCUGUUCCUACAAUAAGCCCCUUCAUCAGCCUCAUUGGUGCACUGUGCUUUUCCAUUCUGGGACUAAUAGUUCCUGCUUUCAUUGAAGUUAUCACAUUCUGGGAUCAUGGACUCGGGCAUUAUCGUUGGAGACUUUGGAAGAACGUUCUUGUCAGUAUAUUUGGCUUGAUGGCGCUGGUGUUUGGUUCCUACACCAGCAUUAAAGAAAUUGCAAAACUCUAUACAGACACUCCAAAAUCAUGAAGAGUGUAUUUUAUUAAGGACACAAGGUUUUAUCUUGCCACUUUCAAUCCCAGCAGCCUUAUUGGACUGACCAUUUUUUGCAGUUUACUAUUGGUUUGCAGUAUUUCACAAUAAGAGUGGCAAAAGAUGUAUAUCUAAAGCCCUGUAUGCACUAGGGCACAUGUUGCAAUACAAGUUGAGCAACUUGUAUCAGGGGACAUGUCGCAAUGACAUGAGACACCGAUACAUCCGUCCACAUUCUAUGUUAUGAUGUUGCACGAUCGUUCUUCCACUGUACAUUCAUUGCUGGUCCCGUGACAUGUCUACUCUGCACAACAAUGGGGACAUCCUUUGAUGUUUCCUCAUGUUUCCACCUCUCAACCAAUAACCGGGCACAUGAUAUCUGUUGCGGAACUCUAGGCACAUCAAGCAACUGUCCCGAUACAGUGUGCUGCAACAUUUGUGCCCUAGUGCAUACAGGCCUUAAAGAACAACGGAAAUAGCAACAGAGGUAAGACCUGUGCUUGUCACAAUGUGCUACUACUUGACCUUGUUACGAUAUUGCACUCUGGAUAGACAGCCGGUAAAUGACCAACAUUGGAUAUGGGAGGGAAAUGGUCAAGUAAGUAUAAAACCCUCCUAGUAAUGUAAAACCUUGUAAGAUUCUUCCAGUCAUUACAAAAAUCCACUGCUGCUACGGUGGUGGGGGCAUAUUUCUGUUUGCAACUGGCAUUCCUGUCUACAAUGAACAUUAACAAAACAAAUUUUGUUUAAAAUGGUUCAUUGUGUGUAUAGAAAUAAAACUGUGAAUUCAGUUGA